AUGGAUCAAAUCUCGGGUCUUCUGAAAGAGUUCGGUGUUGGUGGAAGCCACAAAGGCAAAGGCAGAGCGGGGAACAAUCAGAUGGUGGGAACGGCUGGGAAAUAUAUAUUUACCGCUAUAAUCGUCCCAUGGCUCUUUUCUCGUGUUAUGAAACCCCUGCGUGUGUAUGCUCGCACCUUCCUGGCUAGACACAUGAAGCGCGGCAUGCGUGAAAGCGGCAAAAAGUCUAUGAGAGUCCUCGUCUGCGGCACACUGCUCAAGCACCUAGAUACGCUGACAAGGAAGGAAACAUUAUUCGCAUUUUGGUUUGCCCUACUGGUAUUCUUGAAGAGCGUCAUGCCGCAUUUCAGAGUCGCCAUGAAGACUUUGAUGAAGAGGAUGAGAUAG
Messenger RNA from Orbilia oligospora ATCC 24927, 387 nucleotides. RefSeq lists its product as uncharacterized. Bases 1 to 387 code for a protein of 128 amino acids. NCBI's taxonomy places the organism in Eukaryota, Fungi, Ascomycota, Orbiliomycetes, Orbiliales, Orbiliaceae. The transcript has 2 exons. The record is from RefSeq and is a predicted model, not a curated record.